Pygocentrus nattereri (red-bellied piranha) is the source of this 4079-nucleotide messenger RNA. It is a transcript of the gene asb13a.2, whose product is annotated as ankyrin repeat and SOCS box containing 13a, tandem duplicate 2. The coding region runs from base 93 to 935 and encodes 280 amino acids. Gene Ontology annotation, molecular function: protein binding. Lineage: Eukaryota; Metazoa; Chordata; Actinopteri; Characiformes; Serrasalmidae. Gene Ontology annotation, biological process: protein ubiquitination; positive regulation of protein catabolic process. The record is from RefSeq and is a predicted model, not a curated record. The transcript is spliced from 6 exons.
UGUAAACACGGCAUGUUAGCGUGGUAUUCAGAUCGUUUCGUUAAGAAGACCCUCAUUUAGUAUAGCAUAUAUUUAUUUGGUGAAGCUGAGAGAUGGAGGUGGAAACAGCGAUGCCGUAUUUCUUCGGUGAUAUCGGCUUCUGGUCUGAGAGGACAGAGGUACACAAGGCUGCUUAUCAUGGUCAGGCAUCCCAGCUGCAGAGUCUGAUCCAAAGUGGAGCCUCAGUGAAUAUAGUGGCUGUAGACUCCAUCACUCCACUCCAUGAGGCUGCCAUCCGGGGACAGACGCAGUGUGUGAGGCUGCUGCUGGAUGCCGGAGCACAGGUGGAUGCGAGGAACGUGGACGGAAGCACUCCUCUGUGUGAGGCGUGCUCUAUCGGGAGCUUUGAGUGUGUGCAGCUGCUGCUGGAGUACGGGGCAAAAGUCAACCCUGCCCUCACCUCCCGCACCACCUCUCCACUACAUGAGGCCUGCAUGGGCGGUAAUGCUGAGUGUGUAAAGCUAAUGAUAUCGAAAGGAGCUAGUCUGGAAGCCUAUGAUCUGUACAAUGGGACUCCACUGCAUGUAGCCUGUGCUAACCAACACCUGGAGUGCGUCAAGGUGUUACUCAAUGCAGGAGCUAAAGUAAACGCUGCCCGGCUGCAUGAGACAGCACUGCACCAUGCAGCAAAGGCCAACAACAUGGAAAUGAUCGAGCUGCUGGUGGAGUUCGGAGCAAACGUGUACGCCAAAGACAAGCACGAGAAAAAGCCUGGCGACUACACCAGACCUGAAACACCUUCUGCUUUCUGUCUGCAGCUUUACGAAAGUACUCCUCUGUCUCUGCAGCAGCUGAGCCGCAUCAUCCUGAGGACAAAGCUGGGCACCAAAGCACCCCAGGCUGUGCCCAAACUGAACCUUCCAAAUCGUAUCAUCCGCUACCUCUGCCACCAGUGAGAUCUCUACACACAUACACUCAGGACAGGUGUGACUUCAAUGCGCCAACUUCACCUGCUCAACUAAACGUCAUUCAGUAGGACCUCAUAUCCUAUAGUUACAGAUAAUAUAGAGAACAGAUUAUUCAUUAAAAACUAUGAAUGCAGCAAAAUCACUUCUUAACGUCUUAAAGUCUUUGAAUGUGCAAUAUGAUGCAUCGAUAUUGUAACAUUAAAGGGACACUCUGGCCAAAAUGAAAAAUGUAACCAUCUGUAAACAUGACUUCUCAUCUCCUAUAGUGGUGCCACAAGUGAGGUUUUCCAGUUUAAAGGCUGGGCUUUUGUUCCCCACAAGCUGACUAAUUUAGAAAGAUGCCAGCUAGCUAACUUUGUCAAACAUCAUGCCUGUUUUUAUUUGGCUCUACAUCAGUGGAGUUCUACAUGACCAUGGAGGGAUUCUCCAUGGUCAUUUGAUGUAUUUGUGCAAUGCAUGCUGAGUAAAGGCAAAAAAGGACACAAAAACAUGAUCUCUGUCAGACCGGAUGAGGCUGAAGGAAAAUAUGCUGUGAUACAGAAUUACAUAACAUGACAAAAAGCAUAUUAAAUGCUUUCAGGCCGGAAUGCUCCUUUAACUACUGUAAAGGCAAGAACGGAAAAGGUUUUACGGAAUACACGUUAACCCUUAGAAGACACAGUUAUCACCAGCCAUCAAAUCAUGGUUUAAUUCUUUAGUGCUUAUCUCUCACUCUGUUAAAAGUGCAUAUUCUAAACUUUGAAUUAGUACCACAUUUGUGUUCAUAGGUUUUAAAUGAGAGAUUUUAUUGUGAUUUGAAUUGGAGGAAAAGUUAUUGUUGUGCAUGCAGUCAUGUAGUGGGUAACAUGGUUGGAAUAGUGUCGGGGGUAACACCUCUGCCUUUUAUGCUGUAGACUGGGGUUCAAGCACCAUACACUAUAGCAGUAAGAUUCCUUGGGCAAGACUCCUAAUGCUGCCUGUGUAAAAUGAUCAAAUUGUAAGUCCCUCUGGAUAAGAGCGUCUGCGGAAUGCCAUAAAAUGUAAAUAUGAAAAAGUUUGAAUAAAUUACUUGUUUACGGUCAAAUUCCAUGUUUUGUUGAUUGGAGUGGCAAUGAGUUAAUACACCUUUCAAUGAGAAUAAUCUUAAAUAUGGUAUAUUUUUUUUGCAAACUUUACUUUCUAAUUUCUUUUUUGUUCUGGAAAAACAUUGAAAAUGUUUGAAAUGAAAAUAUGAAAUGUACCUAAUGCACUUGCCACAUUUUAAAUGUAUGUUUAUUUGUAUGCUAUGUAUGUUAUUUAUAAAAAUACAUUGAUUGUGUUGUAAAUGUGCAGAAGUGUGUUCUCUGUAGAGUUAUUCACUUAGAAAAUCAACAAAACAUAAUUUGACUAAUUUAACGAUAUAGUCUUGUUUUGUGUAAAAGAAAACACCCAUUACCUUUUGUUUUUGUCAUUGCUUGACAUUAAAACAAACAGAAAAUAGCUAUCAAUACACAAUGGAAGUGGAAUGUAAAUACAAUUCUUUGCGUUACUUGUUAUGAAAUGAAAUACAUAUAACUCAACGGGUUAAAAUGAUUUGGUAGGAACAGAGAGAAAGAUAUGUAAACCUGGCAGCUGUCUGUACUCAGGUAUUGCUCAGACUCUGUAAUGGAGUAAAAAGUGGCAGCACAUUAGUUGCAGUGGCUACAGCUGUGCUGUUUGCACAACACUCGGCAGGUCUGAAGCGGAACAAUCUGGCAGCUCAGAGAGGCUUUCCAAACGCCGCCCUCUCAGGCCUGACAAUGUGGUGGACACGCUGGAGAAAGUAAACAUAGAGGGACAGAUGCUCAGCUCAUUUAAUUUCAGCAUUGGCUGAAAGAGUGCAGGCCCGUUUGAGAUGGGUUCAUAUUUUAAGGAUGCUUAUGCAAAUUUUUACUGUGUCACAUUUGUAAAUGAGGUGCUUUGUUUGUUGUGGUUUGUUGUGACCCCUGCUAUGUAAUGUGCUCUAGUAAAUGACCUUGAAUCCCACUCUUACAGCUUUUCUCCAUAACUCACAAUGAAGCAGCAGUGCUUUGCUAAAUAGAAAAAAAAUAGUUUGUCAUAGCACAGUAUGCAGGGCAAAUAUGUUGUGAGCUAUUGUUGAUACUUUGAGCCCCAAAAAUCUUAAUCAGGAGUUGUUUCUCUCUUUCUCCCUCUCUCGCUGAUGCUUCUUUGCUGUGAGGAUGUUCUUAAAUGUCUGAGAUUUUUUUAAAUGGGAAUUCUUAGGCCUUUAAAGCGGUGAUUGUGCUGCUUUACGCUGUGGCCCUGAACUGAAAAGAGAGCAUGGCAACUUUCUGUGUUCUGUGCAACCGAGUACUUGGUUAACUGUUCAAGGUGCCAGUAUUCGAAUAUCGAAAUCAGCUUUCAGGUCCUUUUAUAGACAGAGAAAAUAUACAAGCUAACAGUUCAGUGAAUUACAAUGGUUUAGCUUGUAUUUGUGAGUGUGUUAUAAUUGAGUACUAGAAAACACCAGUGCCUGAAUUUGAAAAUGUCUGAAUGUGGCUGAGAAAGCUAGCUACUCUAACUUAUGUGAGCUCUGAACAGUAUAUACAUUACUCACAAAAAGUUAGGGAUAUUUGGCUUUCAGGUGAAAUUUAUGGAAAACGUAAAAAGUUCACACUACAGUGAUAUUAUAUCAUGAAAGUAGAGCAUUUAAGUAGAAGGUUACAAUGGUGAUUUCCUCAUCUCAAUCAGUUUAUUGAAACAAAAGCCAACAACAGUGGUGGGUUUACCCCGACAAAAAAUGUCAAUGUCUCAAUAACUUGUCAUGUGCCCUUGAGCAUCAAUUACAGCUUGACAAUGACGUCUCAUGCUGUUCACAGGUCGACAUAUUGUCUGCUGAGGCACAGCAUCUCACUCUUCUUCAAAAGCGGCCCUCAGGUCAUUGAGGUUUUGGGGUACAGAGUUAGGAGCCCUCUACACAGCGUCUCAGCUGAUCCUUUAGGUUUUCUAUGGGAUUCAGGUCUGGAGAAAGUGCAGGCCGCUCCAUUUGAGGUACCCAGUCUCCAUCAGCCAUUCCCUAACGAUGCGACCUCGAUGAGCUGGAGCACUGUCGUCCAUGAAGAUGAAAUUAGGCCUGUGCUGUUCAUGCAGAGGCACAAUGACUGGAUUAAUGAUGUUAUUCAUUAGUAUGGGCUG